UUCGGACAGCCGCCUCUCCUUACGGUUCAACAACAUAGCAACUCCCUGAUCUUCGUCUAUCUCGCAUCCAAGCAUACCGCACAUUUCCUACUCCGCCAACAUGACCAGCUAUGACCCCAUCCGUGUCGCGCACGACCAGCUUCGCAAGACUACCUUCAGGCCUCAUCACAUGACUAAGGUAUUGUACCCAGACCUAAGCAUCCUCCUUGGCGAUGAGAGUGGCUACAGUCUAGAUGACAUGAACGGCAAUCCGAUGACCAAGCACCUUUACGAGCCGCUGCCUUUGAUCCACGACAACGCCGUCGAGGCUCAUGCGGGGCGGGACAACGAGGAGGAGACGAGCUUCUUCACAAUCACCGCAGCACAGCCGUUUCCGGGUGGCCACCUAGAGCUCAGCACCACUGAAGUAGCCUUCCACUCGUUGAUUGAGGACAUGUGCGUCGUGGAAGUCUACAUGGGCCACUCCACUGUUAGCAUGGUGACUUACGAAGUCCAGAACGAAACCUCCGGAGUUGUCACCGUGUGGGCUCGCCUCAAGCGCGUCACCAAGCUCUUGCACCCAGGCGGCGUCUGGGACGAGAACGCGAGAGAAUACGAGUUACCGCUGCGCAUUCUGCACAAAUUCCACAACGAAAACCCUUCCCUGCACUGGCUUACCUACCUGGUUCUGCUAAGCACUAGACAGACUGACCGCGCAUACAGGCACGUUCGUGUUCAGCUCGCCUCGUUCGAGGAGCGAGACUGGACUCAACCUAGAUUCAAGCCUAAACGCAAGCAAGACGCCACACGCCUGCUUGAACCGAAGCUUGAACCGGUCAUCCUCAAUGGCGAGGGCUGCUGCAUUUGCGGAGAGCAAGAUGCACCCGACCUGAUCGCUCUCCCCUGCGACCGUCGAACCGGGCCCCGAAGUAGCCACCUGCCCCCACUGCCGCACCAAGAUCUUCCCCAAGCGCGAGGCCGACGACCUGCGCUACGGUCUGACCGACGGCGUCUACCACCACGACGAUCGCUACAGGGCCUAUGAGAACUUCGAGCGCAGCUGCGCGGACAUUGACAAGGAGCUGGCCGAGGACCAACAAACCGUGCUCAGCAUCAACGCGCCCUUGCUCCUCCAAAUCUGGUCCCACAUCCAAGCCGGCCUCCUCCACGACAUGAUCACCCCACGCGAGCUCAACCCCGUGCACUUUCCCGAAUGGAAGCUCGUCAACUCCACCAUCGCCAAGUACGUCAAUUCUCUGAGCGGAACGGCCGUGUACCAGCACUACUUCUUCGCGCGCGCAAUCGACGAAGUGUACGAAGAGUUUACGCGGCGCUUCCGCGCGGCCGGCCUGCACGUCUUCGUCCACGCGGAGGAGGAAGAGACGUUGAGGUAUCGGCCGAGGGAGGCGGAAUGUCUGGAUCAGAGCUUGAGGCCGGGCUUGAAGGAGGCGCUCUUUCGCUGCCUCAACCGUAC
This is a messenger RNA of Baudoinia panamericana UAMH 10762, 1453 nucleotides long. RefSeq lists its product as uncharacterized. The record is from RefSeq and is a predicted model, not a curated record. The transcript is spliced from 2 exons. Bases 101 to 1024 code for a protein of 307 amino acids. Lineage: Eukaryota; Fungi; Ascomycota; Dothideomycetes; Mycosphaerellales; Teratosphaeriaceae.